Messenger RNA from Tachyglossus aculeatus (Australian echidna), 3811 nucleotides. RefSeq names its product shieldin complex subunit 2 (gene SHLD2). Lineage: Eukaryota; Metazoa; Chordata; Mammalia; Monotremata; Tachyglossidae. Gene Ontology annotation, cellular component: site of double-strand break; nucleus. The record is from RefSeq and is a predicted model, not a curated record. The transcript is spliced from 8 exons. The coding region runs from base 1 to 2667 and encodes 888 amino acids. Gene Ontology annotation, biological process: regulation of double-strand break repair via homologous recombination.
AUGACCAAGAAACCUCAAAUCCAUGUUUUCUUUGGAGCGCCACUUAUACCACCACAGCAAAAAGUAUCUCAGGAACCAAAUCCCUCGCAGGCCACUGACAGCCCAUGGAAAACCAUUCCCUUUUUGUCUGAUGGAUAUUCCUUAAAGCUCACUGCUGAAAAUGACCGGAGCAACCCUCCGGAGGAUCUCCAGGGCCUGGGCCCCGCGGAACUCUCUAAAGUUUCCUCCUCGGUGAACUCUGGGGAGGGCCAAUGGAGCCAUUCGGAAAAAUACUCAACGUGUGUGCCUGAAACGCAAAAUGUAGAAUCUCAGAAUACCACCGCCCCAGUGACAAGUGACACACCUGACUGCAUCGAUAAAAUGUCCACAACUGGGACUCUCGUCCGGCCUUCAAAUGAAGGAGAGGGCCGACAUCCUUUCACCGCAAGUAAGAAAACCGCCAGCCAACGGCAAGGAGAGAAAUCAAAUGCCUAUCCACCAAAGUCUCCUGUAGAAGAUGCAGAGCAAGAAAAUCCACAUCACGCUGAUAUUGCCAGUUUGGUCUCCAGUACAAAGCAGAUUAAUAUCCACCCAAAGACUACAGAAGCCAAUGCCAUGCCGUCAGACCAUCGUGAAACUCUAAGUCAUUGCCUGAGACUCUUUUUCCCAGAAACAAUAGAUGAGCCCAAAUCGAAGACAACGAAAAAUGAGGCGAGCCUUGAGGUUUCAACAGACGUUGAAUUUCUCAGUAUCAACACCUCAAGCCAGAUUGCCUUUCUGGCCCAAAGGCAGUCGGAAGGCCAACGUGGGAAUAAGGAGACCACAGACAUGAAGGACGUUGAUUCAAGAAUAAGUUGGAGGGAAAUGGAAGGAGUGGAAAAUCAUCUAGUUCAUCCCAAUGAUGGUUUUGCAGAAGAGCAAAACCAAGCAAACUCCCUGGAGCUUUUUAGUCCUGUGAAAGCUAGCGACCAGCCAAGCAAAGAAAGAUCGGAAGACUGUGGAGGAUCUUCAAAACUGUUUAGUACUCCUGAGAAACAAUCUUUAAAUGAAAUUUGUAUUGAAUCUUUUAGCUCGGGAAUACUUUUCUCCCAAUUAAAUGCCUUCCGUAGAGACUCUGUCAAAAGACCUCGGUCUUCUGAAGUUACUUUAGGUCACUGUAACCCUACAUCCAAAAUCUUCCAAGCAUCAAAGCGAGUUAGGUUAAUUUGUUCACCAACGGGUCUUACGUCAAAAGCAGAGCAGAAGAAAGUGUCUGAGUCGGGCAUGCUUCAGAAGAAGUCAUCGUUGCUUAAAAACUGUGUCCGCAAAAGCCAGAAGUAUAAUUGCUUGGUCACAGUGUUUCAUCCUUGUCACGUGAAGGAAAUUCAAGUAAAGGCAGGACCAGACUCUGGCUCCAAGGUUCCCGUGGCUACAAUUGUCGUUCUCGAUCAAUCGGAAAUUAAGAUGAAGGUCGUGCUGUGGAGAGCGGCUGCAUUCUGGGCACUAACAGUAUUUCCUGGGGAUAUAAUCUUACUGACAGAUGUCACUGUACAUGAGGACCAGUGGCUUGGGGAGACAGUGCUUCAGUCAACCUUUUCCAGCCAGUUAUUGAAUUUGGGAAGUUGUUCAUCCGUCCAGCCUAGUGAAUGUUCCAAUGUAGUGGAUGUAACUGUUCUCCGAGAUUUAUUGAAAUAUAUAUCUUCAAAGCAUUCCUACCUUAUCAGCCUUCCGAAAAGACAACCUCAAAAAUUGGGCAGUAUCCAGUACUUAGAUUUGGAUCGGGUCCAGCCAGACACAAUAGUACAUUCAAUCCUAAAAGUUCUCAGCAUCACUAUAUUGACAGAAGCCGUCUACAGUUACAGGGGACAGAAGCAAAGAAAAAUUGUUUUGACAGUGGAACAGGUCAGAGGUCAACACCGCCUGCUAAUUUUGUGGGGCUCAGGGACAGCCUGGUACCCCCAACUUCAAAAGAAACGGGAUCACAUUUGGGAAUUUAAAUAUCUCCUGGCUCAGUGCAGUUCUAUCUCAGGAGAAUUAGAAUUACAUACCACCCCGUGGUCCUCGUGUGAGUGCCUGUUUGACGACGAUAAAAGGGCAGUUGAAUUCAAAGCAAAAUUCCAACAAAAUGAAAGGAACAUUGUGAAGAUCUCAGACAUUUCAACCCACCUGGAGGAGAAGUGUUCAGGAGUGGUCCAAGUAAAAGCCCAAAUCUUAGAGUUGGCAUUCCCUGUUGCUUCUGCCCCGAACAGGCAGAUUGUCUUCAAUGCUCACAGUUCCUUGGAGAGUAUCCUGGCUUCUUUCCCUGAGAUAACAUAUUCAGGCUGUGGAAAAUGUGGGCUGGAACUGGAAACAGAUGAAAACAAGAUCUACAAGCAAUGUCUCCGCUGCCUGCCAUUUACCAUGGUGAAAACGUUCUAUAGACCGGCCCUGAUGACUGUUGUUGACGGACAGUAUAAGAUCUCCAUUCAUGUUGGAUCAGCGCUGAUGGAAAAGAUUCUUCUCAACAUUCCUCCUGAUUGGCUCAAAAGAGUCAUAGUGCAAUCCUCGGAUAUCACCUACGCCAUGGUCGCAGCCGACCUGUGUCACUCAUUGCUAGCAGCCGGAGAAACGGCUCAUGUCCUGGAAAUUCGGAGCAUGUUUUUCCUAGAUGAAAACAGCUACCCUUUGCAACAGGAUUUCCACCUGCAGGAUUUCCAUCCUGACCUCUGACCUCCUACUAAGACUGUGAGCACCGUGUCGGACAGGGAUUAUGUCCGACCCGAUUUACUUCUGUCUACCCCAGCGCAUUGAACGGUGCUUGAUUCAAAGUAACCACUAAAUACCAUAAUCAAAUACCUUUAAAGCAAAGAUCUCGGUCACGUUGUCCGAGAACCAAAGAAUCGAAUGACAAGCCAUCGGAGGAGGAACUUAAUGAAAUGAUUCGCCUUCGGAAGGCUUUUGAAACUGUGUCAUUUUUGACAUUUAACAGGAAUAAAAUGUAAUGAAUGAAAUCACAAGCUGCAAAAAUGAAGCACUCUAAAAGUUUGCGGCCACUUUUUAAAGUCAAUCGUACUCCCCUUUCUUCAUCCCCUAUUCCUCCAUUGGGAAACUCACAGCAAGUACUUAAUGAAUGUUAAUGGAUGCUAAUGAUAAUGUUUUCCUUCCAGAACCUUUUGUCUGGGGGCGGCAGACUUGGAGGUGUGCCACCCCGCUCAGUGCCUGAGACCAAAUUGAAUAAUUUCCUUGACCGUAACUAUAUACAGUACACAAUUACCUAUUAGACAUCAGCACACUUCCUGAGUAGAGUUUGGUGGUGGUUUGAAGAGCCAUAUGUUCAGAUCAGCUCAAGCCCCGUUUUUCUUGAAGAAAGAAAUUGAACAAUAAUGGAGGAAAUAGUACUAAGCAAAAUAGAAAAAGAGUCAUGCAAUCCGCUUAGUAGCUUGCUUCUUCCUGGGCUUAUGGAAUUAGUUUAUCUUGAAGCAGUCCAAAGCAUGUUCCAGUUGUGAGGAUUGAAGAAGAAAUUGGAGCUGCUUUUGUAACAAAAUCUAGAGUGAUUCCUAACCACUGGGUUGGGUGGCAGUUUGAAGAGGUGGAAGAAUUCUUUCUGUUACUGUUGCUUCCCAAAAGGCCCAGAUUCACAGUAGAAUGAACAAAUGUGUUGCAAUUUCAUCUUCUGCUCCAAGCCUUUCCCGAAUGGUUUUGCUCCUUUGGAAUUCUUUCCCCUUAUCGCUUAGCCUAAGGGCCUUCUAAGCAGCAGUUUAUCUCUUGGGAAGCUUAAAGGAGGUCCUUGAGGAGUGUUUGCUUUAUUGGCCCUGGUGCUUAUUAGCCAGGUGUAUUUUCUACAAGGAAAUAUGAGCUAAACCAUGAGCUCUAG